AUGGUGCAUGCGGAUGAUGGAGUGAAGCCAGUGACCUCCCUGCAAAACCCUCUGGGAGCGUUUCUUGCCGAUGAAGACAUCUUCCGACUGAAAUGGAAGAAUGAGUCGUCGACCGACAAGACCCUGUCAGCCGCCGCCAUGGUGCCGUCCAAGAUCAUUCCCCUCGACCUCUCAGUGUACAGGUGCAGCGAGAGCUUGAUCGAGAGUGAAAGGAUCCUUCCUGGCCACGUUGGGCAGAUCAUGACCAAGAACCUUGCUCCAGGGGAGAAGUACAUCCUUGAUACGGACUGCAUGCUUGCUGUGUCCUCCACGGUUGAUGUGAGCAUCCGAAGAGCUGGGGGUUGCGCGAUGAUGUGUUUCGGGGGCAAGGGCCUCUUCAACACGGAAUACACUGGACCAGGACUGAUCAUCUUUCAAACUCUCCCGGCAGCCAAGAUCGCCGCUCGCCUGGCUCAAGUCACUGCGUCGCUGAGAGCCGCUGAGCGUUUGUGGCAGAGCGGAGCGCGCAAGGAGGAGACGGAGGAGUCGGGGGGGGAGACGGAGACGGAGGAGGGGACGGAGGAGGGGACGGAGGUGGUGGCGAUUAAUACAGUUGACUGA
Guillardia theta CCMP2712 is the source of this 600-nucleotide messenger RNA. RefSeq lists its product as hypothetical. The transcript has 7 exons. NCBI's taxonomy places the organism in Eukaryota, Cryptophyceae, Pyrenomonadales, Geminigeraceae. The record is from RefSeq and is a predicted model, not a curated record. The coding region runs from base 1 to 600 and encodes 199 amino acids.